Molecule: messenger RNA, 2581 nt
Organism: Melopsittacus undulatus (budgerigar)
Lineage: Eukaryota; Metazoa; Chordata; Aves; Psittaciformes; Psittaculidae
Gene: FAM171A2
Product: family with sequence similarity 171 member A2
Source: RefSeq, a predicted model, not a curated record
AUGCGGCCCCGCCGCCUCCUGCCGCCGCUGCCGGUGCUGCUGCUGCUGCUGGCUGCGGGCGGGCGGCGGGCGCGGGGCGCGGCGGAGCCGGGAGCGCACGGUGAGGAGCCCCCUGCCCACCCGUGCCCGUGUCCCGCAGAGGUGGUGCUGCGGGUGCAGGUGUACGAGAGCGGGACGCUGGUGCCGCUGGCCCAGGCCGCGCUGGAGGUGCUGAGCAACCGCAGCUCGCUGGCAGCCGGUACCACCGACCACGAGGGCUGUGCCGCGCUGCCCGUGUCCUACCGCCUGGGCUCCUGGCUGCUGGUCACUGCCGCCCGCCGCGGCCACGUCACCGCCUCCGUGCCCUGGCGCGUCCACAAGCUGCCGCUCUACGCCUCCAUCAGCCUCUACCUGCUCCCGGAGCGCCCGGCCACCCUCAUCCUGUACGAGGACCUGGUGCAGAUCCUCCUGGGCUCCCCAGGUGGCCGUGGGCAGCCGUGGGCGCAGUUCCCCCGCCGGGCAGCGCGCCUGCCCCGCAGCUCCACCUACAGCCAGCUCGGAGCGUCCCUCACCGCAGCCUCCGGCCCCGGCCUGGCCAGAGCCUUCCCGGCCUUCCUGGGGGCCGAGCAGGACAGCAGCGCCAAUGCCACCUGGCUGGAGCUGGCGCCCGUGGUGGCCCUCAGCGUCCACCUCUACACUGGCAACGGGACCGAGGUGCCGCUGGCCGGCCCCAUAGAGCUCUGUGUCCCCUUGGCUGCCGACACUGUCCCCGUGGUGGCCACCAGCGUGCCAGCCUGGAGGUUCGACCCCAAGAGUGGGCUGUGGGUCCGUAAUGGGACGGGGUUGAUCCGUAAGGAAGGCCGGCAGCUCUACUGGACUUUCGUUUCCUCCCAGUUGGGAUACUGGGCAGCAGCUCUGCCCUCUCCCAGCACAGGGCUGGUGGCGAUGGCGGCGGGGGUGACGGACAUCACCACCUACCACACCAUCUUCCUCCUCACCAUCCUGGGCGCGCUGGCCCUGCUGGUCCUCAUCCUCCUCUGCCUCCUCAUUUACUACUGCAGGCGGCGGUGCCUGAAGCCGCGGGCACAGCACCGCAAGCUGCCGCUGCCGGGGCCGCUGGACGUGGGGCGCAGGGACCAGGCCACGUCCGUGUCCCAGCUGGACCUGCUCUGCGGCGGCAGCCACCUCGAGACGGCCUCCUCGGGGGGGGACACGGACGCCCCGACCCCCGGGGCGGCCCCCCCGGCCCGUCCGGACUUCUUCCAACCGCCGGCGCCCCCCCCCCCACUCCGCUCCGGGCCCCGCACCCCCGGCGGAACCCUGGCCCCCCCCCGCCGCCGCCAGCCCCCCGCCCAGGAGGACUACGGGCGCCCCGGGGAAGCCUUCGGCCUCCGGGCUGCCCGCUCCGUGGACGGGCUGCAGCCGCCGGAGGAGCACCCCCGGGGGGCCCCCGCCUUCGGCCCCCGGCCCCCCUCGCCCCCCGUGUUCGCCCGUUACGGGGGGCAGCCCGCGGAGCACCCUCUGCCCGAGCCUCCCCCCCGCCCGCCCUCCAUGGCCCCCCCCGCUCCCCUCCUCCUCUGUGGGGGUCCGGAGGACGUGUACCGGGGGGUGAUGCCCACGCUCCUCAUCCCCGCCCGGUACAUGCGCCUGGCCCCUGGAGAACCGGAGGGUCCCCCCGAAAACGAUGGGGGGCCCGGGUCGACGGGGGUGCCCACAGCCGCCCCCCCGGCCCCCCCAUCCUCCGCGCAAGGGUUUGAGGAAGGGGAGAACUGGGCUGGUGCCCGCGGCCCGCAGCCGGUGAGCGGCUCGGUGGCCAUCCCGGUGCUGCUGGACGGGUCGGCGGUGGCGCAGCUCAACGGGGAGCUGCAGGCGCUGGCGGGGCAGCAGCUGUUAGAGCUGGGGGGGCCGCCCCCCCCCCGGGCUUGGUUCGUCUCCUUGGACGGCCGCUCCUCGCAGGUCCGACAUUCCUACAUCGACCUGCAGGGCGGGGAGAGGGGCUCCGGCCCCGCGGGGCCCCCCCCGCGCCUCCCGAGGGCCGUCGGGGCUGCCGUGGGGGGGGAGGACGGAGGCUCCCGGCCCCCCCCCGCCGCGGCCGCCGCCUCCCCCGAGGACAGCUCCUUGGCCCCGCUGCUGGAGGCGGGCGGCGGGGGGGGGCGGCGCGGGGGGGGCAGCGGCCGCAGCAGCGCCAGUGAAGCCCCCCGGGACUCGCUGACCAGCCCCGAGGAGGAGGCGCUGGUGGAGGCGGGCGAGGGGGGGGACGACGGCGGCGACAGGAAGAGCCCCUGGCAGAAGCGGGAGGAGCGGCCGCUCAUGGUCUUCAAUGUCAAGACAGGGGGGGCCAGCAGUGCCCCACGGGCCACCGGUGCCUCGAAGCUGCCGUAGGAGCUGAGGGGGGGGGAAUGCCUCUCCCCAAACCUCCCCCCUCCCUCCUUGGCUUUGGAUUUUAAUCGUGUUUCUAAAUGUUUUCUACAUGGCGAGGAUGAAGAGGGACCAGCGGGGGCUGGGUGGGCAGUGGGGGGGACGUGGGGACCCCCCCCGGCACUGCCUGCCCCUCUGGCCAGGGAGCUGCUGCCUUACAUGGCAUUAAUAUAUUAAAGAGAGA